AUGUCUAUGUGGUUGGACCCGCUUGCGGGACAAGAAGUGUCAGCGGAGCGCAUGAAGCUGGCGGAAGUGCAGUUCGAGGCGAUGCAGACGACCUUCAACAACAUCAUGGAGACGUGCAGGAAGAAGUGCAUACCGCGGGAUGAAGGGUUCAGCGAGUCGGACCUCACCAAGGGCGAGAUGACAUGCGUGGACAGGUGUGUCGCCAAGAUGCACUACAGCAACCGUGUGAUCGGCGCGUACGUACAGACCCAGCGCUUCUCGCCAGAGAGACAACUGCCGCACUACGAGAAGUUCUACCCCAAAUAG
Messenger RNA from Nakaseomyces glabratus, 306 nucleotides. It is a transcript of the gene TIM12, whose product is annotated as Tim12p. The record is from RefSeq and is a predicted model, not a curated record. Gene Ontology annotation, cellular component: mitochondrial inner membrane. Lineage: Eukaryota; Fungi; Ascomycota; Saccharomycetes; Saccharomycetales; Saccharomycetaceae. Gene Ontology annotation, biological process: protein insertion into mitochondrial inner membrane.